This is a messenger RNA of Nanorana parkeri, 1902 nucleotides long. Its product is annotated as zinc finger protein 883-like. Gene Ontology annotation, molecular function: RNA polymerase II cis-regulatory region sequence-specific DNA binding; DNA-binding transcription factor activity, RNA polymerase II-specific. The transcript is spliced from 6 exons. The coding region runs from base 1 to 1902 and encodes 633 amino acids. Gene Ontology annotation, biological process: regulation of transcription by RNA polymerase II. The record is from RefSeq and is a predicted model, not a curated record. Lineage: Eukaryota; Metazoa; Chordata; Amphibia; Anura; Dicroglossidae.
AUGUCCAUUACAGCAAUUGUUACACUGGAGAUAAACGAGAUAGACUGUAAAACAGAAGUUAAAGAGGAAGCAGAAGAGCCGUAUAGAAGGAAUGAUGAGCCGUGUCAGGAGGAGGAACGUUCUCCAGAGAUCGGCACAGACCUCGGAGACACCCAGAGAGACGUCAAAGCUGAGGAGGACGAAGUAGACUAUGUGAUGAUUAAGGAGGAGGACACUUUCAUUAGGAUCGGCUCAGAUGGACAGCAGAUCCGGAACAAGGCGAAAAUUUCCACCAAUUUUCCAGAAAACAGAAACUACACCAUUUUAAGUUCUCCAGGAGAAGACCCCAUUUCCCCAAAUCUCCAUCCAGCACUCCCCAACGCAGGCCAAUUAUGUCAUACCUCUACGCCCGGGGGGGAUUUUCCCAAUCACUCACCUCCCAUCACCUAUCCUACAGGUCAUGAAAAGUUCUUGUGUUACCUUUGCGGGAAAAGUUUCACCAGGAAGGAAACUCUCACCCAACACCAGAGAUCUCACACUGGAGAGAAGCCACAUUCAUGUUCCGUAUGCGGGAAAAGUUUUCUUCGUAAAUGGUGUUUGAUUAACCACGAGAGGACUCACACAGGAGAGAAGCCAUAUUCAUGUACGGAAUGCGGCAAACAUUUCAUGCACAAGUCAAAUCUCGUUUUCCACCGACGGACUCACGCAGGCUUCCCGCCGACGGAUCCGCACAAGCCGUACUCCUGUUCCGAAUGCGGGAAAAGCUUUAAGGUAAAUGCUGGUCUCCUUCUACAUCAGAGAACUCACACUGGGGUGAAGCCGUAUUCAUGCUCGGAAUGCGGGAAGUGUUUUGCCAUGAGCUCGGCUCUUGUGAAACACAAAAGAACUCACACGGGGGAGAAGCCGUAUUCCUGUUCACAGUGCGGGAAAUGCUUUAGUCAGAGGACCCAUCUUGUUUUACACGAGAGAACUCACUCCGGGGAGAAGCCGUAUUCAUGUGAAGAAUGUGGGAAAUGUUUCAUCGGAAGUUCAGCUUUGGUGAAACACAAGAGGACUCACACCGGAGAGAAGCCGUAUUCUUGUUUGGUUUGCGGGAGAGGGUUUACGCGGAAAGAGAACUUGGCUGUACAUCAGAAAAUUCACACCAGUCAGAAGCCGUAUUCCUGCCCCCAGUGCGGAAAAUGUUUCAACACAAAGUUCCAACUUCUCCAACAUCAGAGAACUCACACCGGGGAGAAGCCAUAUUCAUGUUCUGAAUGUGGGAAAUGUUUUACUACAGGUUCAGCUCUUCGUGUUCACCAGAGAACUCACACCGGGGAAAGGCCGUAUUUGUGCACAGAAUGUGGAAAAUGCUUUACCACGAGUACAGCUCUUGUUAAUCACAAGAGAACUCACACCGGGGCAAAGCCGUAUUUGUGUUCGGAAUGCGGGAAAUGUUUCGCCGAAAGUUCAGCUCUCAUUUAUCACAGGAGAUCUCACACAAUGGAGAAGCCGUAUUCAUGUUUGGAGUGUGGGAAAUGUUUUACUAGGAGCUCAGCUCUCGUUAAUCACAAGAGAACUCACACCGGCGAGAAGCCGUAUUUGUGUUCUGAAUGUGGGAAAUGUUUUGCGGAGAAUUCAAGUCUCACUACUCACAAAAGAAUUCACACGGGGGAGAAGCCCUAUUCGUGCUCGGAAUGUGGGAAAAGUUUUACUAAGAAAUCAACUCUUGUUACUCAUAUGAAAACUCACACAGGGGAGCGGCCAUUUUUGUGUUCAGAAUGUGGCAAAGGUUUCCCUCUAGGAUCCAGUCUUGAGUCACACAUAAGAACUCAUACGGGGGAGAAGCCGUAUUCAUGUUCAGAGUGUGGGAAAUGUUUUAGUCAGCUGAACCUUCUUAAAAUUCAUAAGAGAAUUCACAAUGGGAAUAAGCCAUAUUCAUAA